Molecule: messenger RNA, 436 nt
Organism: Cucumis sativus (cucumber)
Lineage: Eukaryota; Viridiplantae; Streptophyta; Magnoliopsida; Cucurbitales; Cucurbitaceae
Product: late embryogenesis abundant protein 6
Exons: 2
Coding region: 71-436 (121 amino acids)
Biological process (GO): embryo development ending in seed dormancy
Source: RefSeq, a predicted model, not a curated record
UCUAAAGCUUUCCAAAGGCUGAAUUUCAAAUAGACAAUCUUCAAUUUCUACAAGUCCAUAAACAAAAAAGAUGCAAGCAGUUAGGGAGAAGCUACACGAUAUGAGCGUCAUGCGCAAGGCCAAGGCCGAGGCAAAGGCCGAAGAGAAGGCAGAGAAGGAGCUAGCAAAAGCAAGAGUGGAAGUGGCUCAUGAGGUAAGAUUGGCACGAGAGGCUGAAGCUGCGAUGGAUCUUCAUGUAGCCAAAGCUGGAAUGAAGGCUGAGAAAGAGAUGGCUAAGUAUGCUGACACUCACACCAAUACCUUUGUGUCUCCUGGCGGAACCACCACCCUUCCUGAUUACUCCGUACCAGUAGCUCCCGGCAUGACUAUGGUUGGAGCCCCUGGCACCGUCGACAUGGCCGGAGCUCCUUCUCCCGUUAAUAAGAAGUUACUGUAA